CGCUGGCAACGUCAUCAUUCGAUGCCGGAAGAAACCUUCACGUGUCAACCUCUAAAGUGUUGACUCAAUGUGUGGAGUUAGGUAAAAUGGCUUUAUAGCUAUCGUAUACAAUUAGUUUUUUUGUGUUGUCGUUAUGCGAUUUUACAGUGUUUUAGUUAACAUCAUACUGGGUGUUUAGUAUGAAUACAGUGUCCUUUGGGCUGAAGCUUUCUACAUUGCUACUCGAGAGAUGCACAUUCACUGGGCUGCCCCUUAUAACGGCUUACAGUAGUCGUCGUUUUCCCCAAACUGUUUUACUGCAUCAACGGACAAUGUCCACGAACGCUCAAGGACAACAUCAAAUGAGCUUCAAGAAAUCCAAACCAAAAGACACUCUACGGCACGUACGGACACGAGAGCAGAGAAAACGGUCGGACACGCUCGGUCCAACCACGGUCUACGUCCAAGUAGUCGGUGCGGGAAGCCGGGACAAUGGCACAUCGAUAUACGUUUUCUCCGACCUCAAUAGGUAUCUGUUCAACUGCGGCGAGGGGACGCAGAGACUUAUGCAGGAACACAAGUUGAAGGCUGCUCGCUUGGACAACAUCUUCCUUACAAGAAUGAGCUGGGACAAUGUUGGAGGGCUGUCAGGUUUGAUCCUGACGCUGAAAGACACCGGCGUUCCAGAGUGCGUUCUCUCCGGACCUCCUCAGCUGGAGAAGUAUGUGGAUGCCAUCCGUGUGUUCUCUGGGCCUCUGGAUGAGAUCAAGCUAGCGGUCAGACCCUACACACAGGAACAGUACUCAGACGAAACCAUGACCGUCACCCAAGUACCCCUCUUUGCCCAGUACGGGGCAGACUGCUCCAAGCGUGUGCCAAGCUCUGGGCGGGCCAGCCCCUCCAGCAGUUCCCCUCCCAGCCAGCGGAGGGAGCUGUGGAGGCAGGAGGAUGCGGAGGACACCCCUGUGGACAGCAGCAGAGGGAGAAGGAGUCCGGACAGUCCAGGCGGAAGAGGAAAGCAGACAAGCGACCCUUCCCUGGUCGUAGCGUUUGUCUGCAAGCUUCACCCCAGGAAAGGGAAUUUCCUGGUCAUGAAAGCCAAGGAGUUGGGACUUCCUGUAGGCACAGCGGCCAUCGGCCCCAUCAUCUCUGCCCUGAAAGACGGGAGGAGCGUCACACACGAAGGCAGAGAGAUCCAGCCUGAGGAGGUGUGUACGCCUACAGACCCAGGCCUGGUGUUCCUGGUGCUAGAGUGUCCCUCUGGAGAGUUCAUCCAGCCUCUCUGCUCCAAUCAGCAGCUGGCAAGGUACCAGGCAAGAGGGUCAGAUGAGCAGGCUGUCCUCGUGGUCCACAUGACCCCUGAGACCGUCCUUAACACUGACGAGUACAGACAGUGGAUGGAAAGGUUCCCCUCCACCACAGAGCACCUGAUCCUGAACCAGCAGGCCUGCACCGUCCACAACGUGAGGAGCCAGAAGAUCCAGACCCAGCUCAACCUCAUCCACCCGGAGAUCUUCCCUCAGCUCAGACACAUCCAGACCAAGGAGCCCCAGGCCUCCCUGCACGUACCCAACGUCAGAGCCGAGUGUCUGCUCAAGUACCAGCUGAGACCCAAGAUGGAGUGGCAAAGGGAUGCCAUCCCACCAUGUGACCCCCAGGAGUUUGUGAAGGAGGCGGAGGAUCUACCUCACUUCCUGGAGGAAGUGGAGGCGUGCAAAAACUUCCGCUCCACGGACGCCACUGUUCUGUCUGGGCGGGUGGAGAGGCACCCUGAGGUGGUGUUCCUGGGGACUGGGUCUGCCAUACCCAUGAAGGUCAGGAACGUCAGCGGAACCCUGCUCAACACCAGUUCCAGCCAGUCCAUCCUGCUGGACUGUGGGGAGGGCACCUUCGGCCAGCUGUGCCGUCACUAUGGAGACGAGGUGGACGCGGCCCUCGCCAAGAUCUCCACCGUGUUCAUCUCCCACAUGCACGCAGACCACCACACUGGUCUGUUUAAGCUGCUGUACGAAAGGGAGAAGGCUUUGACCAACCUCGGCCGGCCCUUCAGCCCUAUCUACCUGGUAGCACCCUCUCAGAUCAUGACCUGGCUCAACCAGUACCAUGACCACUGUGAAGACAUCCUCAGUCACGUCAACAUCAUACCUAACAGGUUCCUGUGUGAGGGGGCCGAGAUCCCCAAGUUCAAGACCAAGAACUUCAUCCAGGCCAUGCUGAGGAAGUCAGACAUAGAGAAGUUCCAGACGUGUGCAGUGCGGCACUGCAAGAACGCGUACGGCUGCAGCAUUCGGCACCAGGCCGGCUGGCACCUGGUCUUCUCCGGCGACACCAUGCCCAGCGACAGCCUGGCACACAUGGGGCAGAACGCCACACUGCUGAUUCACGAGGCCACACUGGAGGACGGGCUGGAGGAAGAGGCCAGGGAGAAGCGACACAGCACCACCUCUCAGGCCAUCAACAUAGGCAUGAAGAUGAAGGCUGAGUUCAUCAUGCUGAACCACUUCAGCCAGCGCUACGCCAAGAUCCCUCUCUUCAGCGAGGACUUCAACGACCGGGUGGGGAUAUCCUUUGACCACAUGAGGAUAAGGUUUGGAGACUUCAGGGUCCUGCCCAGGCUCAUCCCUCCUCUCAAAGCUCUGUUCGCCCAGGAGAUCGGAGAGAUGGAGGAGAGGAGAGGGAGGAGGGAGCUACGGCAGGUGAAAGGGCCGGGCCCCGUGGAGGACAAGGUACCCGGUGAGACCCAGGACGUGGCUGACCGGGGGGCCAAGAGAGGACAGGAAGAGGAAGAGGACAGGCCUCAAGGCGUGGGAACUAAGAAACUCAAAGCCAGCUAAGGACCUUUUUGAGUCGAAUGAAUGCCCUUGAAAACAAACUGUAGAAGUCAGCGUCAUCGGAUUCCUAGCGAGAAAGCAUUGAUCUUGAACAAACUGUGUGAGGACUAACAUCUUUUAGAUGUAAAAUGAGAUGUGUUUGAAAUGCUUGAAUAAUAAGCAUGCGUGUGUAUAGUUUUCAGAUGACCUUUGUGUGUACAUACCACACCAAUUAAUUAACAAUGUCUUUCAGUUUUUAUUUGAAGAAUAAAUUGAUAUGAAAAGAUAAUGAAUCUCAACAUGACUGAUGAUCCUGCUGGUUAAACCAAAUAAACAGUUUUUUGUUGUUCUAAGGGAUUGGCAGAGAAUGUGUCCAUUGAUGUAGCCCUGA
Messenger RNA from Hypomesus transpacificus, 3180 nucleotides. RefSeq names its product elaC ribonuclease Z 2 (gene elac2). Gene Ontology annotation, cellular component: mitochondrion. Gene Ontology annotation, biological process: mitochondrial tRNA 3'-end processing. Gene Ontology annotation, molecular function: 3'-tRNA processing endoribonuclease activity. The transcript is spliced from 24 exons. Bases 180 to 2813 code for a protein of 877 amino acids. The record is from RefSeq and is a predicted model, not a curated record. NCBI's taxonomy places the organism in Eukaryota, Metazoa, Chordata, Actinopteri, Osmeriformes, Osmeridae.